AUGCACACAACGACCAGGCGUACAAUGUUGCACACUACACGAAAGACCACAAAUCGCAGCAAAAAUCGACCGCAUCAUCCGGGGAAACACGAAAAACGUCGAAAAAUGACAAAAGUAUACUUCAAACAAAAAAGAAAAGAAAAAUCUUGUGCAGGCCUUCUUUUAGCAAAUGCCCAGAGAGCAAGGAACAGUGCUAAUGGAGUUUCAAAAGAUCAAACUGAAGAGGAAGAACUGAACAAUUCGAAAGUGGAGACGUGCAGUUCGUCGCCACAGGCUAAUCAGGAAAUCAGUUCAGAAGAUCGAAACUCCCACCAUCCCGACAUUGCUUCCAGUAGCUCCGCAACUACAUGCAGGUCGUCAAAUUGUUUCAAUAUGGAUGAAGGAAUUCUGACGAGAGACGUGGAAAUGGAUUUUAGUGACGAUAUUCCGACUUUUUCUCACAAUAGAUUCUCCAAUCCCGUAUUUCCACCGACACCUUCACGAAACUCGUUCAGUACACCGAGGGUUCGAAUAAUCUCCAAUGUUGAGCAAAUUCCGCAGAUCAAAAUGCUCCGACUAACGAUCGAACGACUGAAAAAUGAAAAAAAUGAAAUAUCAGAAGAAAUACAAAAGCAGAAUGAUGCGUUUGCGGUGUUUUCGGAAGAAAUACAAAUAGUCCGCCAUGAAAAUAUCACUAUAAGAGCAUCUAAUUCUUCGCUGCAAAUGGAAGUAUGCAAUAUACGAACGAUCGUCAGUGGUAUAGAAGGUCGAUUGGUGAGAAGCUGUGCAGAUGUGAAGAAAAGUGGCAAAGCUAUGGUUCUGAGUCUACAAAGACACGCCGAAGAAGUUGAAAACCUUAAAAAAUCAGCUUUUAAAGUUAAAUUUUCGAAUCUAAGAAACAAAAGUUGUAUCAAAAAUCGAUUUCGCAAAGCUCUUCACUUGCUUCAACACGAAAUCUGCCUCGAGGAUGACGUCGGACAAUUUAUUCGAAAAUUUACAAAAUUCCUGAAUUCAGAAGAGAAUCAAAGCUACAAAAACAAGCUUUCAAACUUUGAGGCCGUUGACUUUUUAUCAAAAUGCGGAUUAUCUCUAAGUCAGAUGGAAAAAAUCAAAAACUAUUUGACUAAUGCCAUUGGCUAUGAUUUGCUUCCAUCGGUAAAGAACGCAAGAGAUUUGCCAAUCCAGUUAUCAAUGAUCUCCAGUUUCAAAGUUUCCACUUCGUUCGACAAUAAAGGAAAAGUGAUUACCAUUGUGCAGUGCAUGAAAAUUGCAGAAGUUUUAGCCUAUCGAAUAGAGCUUCUAUGCAAUUCAAAUCAAUUUGUGGACGACGGAUACACGAAAGGAGUAAUCAACAUUGGAGUCGUUGGUGACGCUGGAGGUGGAAGCACAAAGUUGGCAUUGGUAAUCGGAAACGUAUCUCGACCGAAUUCUUCGAGACACGUUAUGGUAAUUGCAGUAUAUGACGGAUCCGACAAUUACUCGUCUCUGAAAAAAUUCAUUCCGGACGUUCUUGAGCAGCUUGGCAAGCUAACGAAAAUUCGAUAUUUGGACAAAGGAGUUCAAAAAACCGCAAAAAUUGUGCAAAUUGCAACUGGAGAUUGCAAGUUUCAAUCUGAUAUUCUUGGACACCAAGGACAUUCAUCCCACAAUUUCUGCUUCAAAUGUUUUGCACAGAAUCCACGGGGAGCUGAAGAGAGGAUGAAAAUCAAGGAUAUGAAUGUUGAUGAAACAUUCCACCCACGAACAAUCGAUCUUUACAAAGCUUGUUGUGAAAAUGGCGACUUGGGUGUUCGCAAAGGAUGUACUCCACUUCUGCCACACGUUGCGAUCAUGUUCUAUUUGAUUCCUCUUCUGCACAUUAUCAUGGGUAUUUUUGACAAAUAUAUCUUCAAUCCCCUCUGGAAAUAUUCUGUCACUUUGGAUAACACUACUUGUUUCCCUAUCCUGAAAACACGAAAAGCAACUCUAAAAAACGCUGUUAACCUAAUCAAAAGUGCGGAAGAAAAGUAUCAAGCAGCCACCGGAAAGAUGAAAUUGGAGUCGCAUGCUGAACUGAAAGCACUUCAAUCGGAAAAAUUGUUGCUCGACACAAUUGUGAAUGGUACUCCCGGAGGAACACUUGAAAAAAUGGAACAGUGUUGGGCUAAGUUUGGAGCGGACAAGCAGGCUUGGUUCCAAUCAUUUUGCGGAAACCAUUUGAAAUUGCUGCUAACGCCGGCUGUUGUAGAGGAGACUUUCAACAUUUUUGGCCCAAAUUUAUGCCCAAUGUUGCUCGGAUUGAAAUCAGCAAUGGGAAAGCUUUCAACUAUUAUGUCACUUUCGGGAAACAAGUUUUUAAAUGAUUCCGACGUCUUAAUACUUCAAAAUUCGAUUCGCGGAUUUGUGGAGGAUUUGAAAGUAGCGGUUCCCGAAGAAACAAUUAUUUUAAAGCUGCACUUGUUGGUCUACCAUGCACCACAAAUGGCAAAAGAUGUGAGAAACAUUGGAAGGAUCACAGAACAAGGAGUUGAAUCUGUCCACGCGAUUUUCAAUGCACUUGAGAGGAGAUUUUGCAAUUACCGGGACAAGAAAAGGCGUUACAUCCAUGUUCUGAGAGAGCUCAUGUGUCGUAACAUCAUGAAUGACAUGACUAUGAACACGUCCAUUCCCGGUCUUUCCAUCGUAAAUCAAUUUUAGCUCCAAGAAAAGGCUUCCACAAUCGACAAAAUCUCGAAAUGCUGUGCCCGACUUCUCACAAAACGUACAAACUUCUAUUGCAUUUGGAGGCAAUUCAACGAAAAUUGGAUUCCGUGGUCUACCGAGCAAUGCUCUUUCUCGUCCGAACCCGAUGGCAAUCACACAAACUUGCUCGACAAGCCAGCCAAUCACUAGAAGCCAUCCACUUGUUGCUCCACCAGUAUCUUAUCAACUUCCGAAAUGCAGUAAUAGUUUAGCUGAAGAGAAAAAUUCGAGCAAGUUGUGGGCAAGCAAGAAGGAGUGCUGCAGAAUCUUCUUCGACUGAAAGCCACGUGGACACAAAUUCGAAGAAGAAAGUUUACAGACUAAAAUUCGUCCAAAAAAGUCGUGAAAUUCCGAAGAAAUAG
This is a messenger RNA of Caenorhabditis elegans, 3062 nucleotides long. The record is from the annotation of a RefSeq genome assembly. Lineage: Eukaryota; Metazoa; Nematoda; Chromadorea; Rhabditida; Rhabditidae.